AUGUUUCUGAGGAAUAGCUGGUUUUGUGCUCGCUGGGCAUGGAAAAACAUGAAAAAGGGCUUAAUAGUCCUUGCCUUCUUCCUCUUGCACGUUUCUGAUCUGGAAGGUAGAACGUCACCUCCCUUUGUCUGGAAAACAGGUCACUGGGGACGAUGUAUUGGUGACUGUGGUUCAGGUGGUGUUCAGAGCCGAGUAGUGUGGUGUGUACACUCAGAAGGCUGGACAACCCAUCAUUCAAACUGUGAACAAAGUGAUAGACCUGAAUGCCAGAGGAGCUGCUUUAAAAUAUGUGAUUGGCACCUUGAACUCUUUGAGUGGGAAGUUUCAGAAUGGAGCAUAUGCGUUCUAGUCCCUUUUGCCCACGGUGAAGUCAAACCAAGGACUUCAGAGUGUGUGACUGCACAGCACGGAUUACAACACAGAACUGUGCAAUGCAUACAAAAGUUGAAUAGAACAGUGGUUUCGAAUGAGAUUUGUGGAUAUUUUACUCCUCAGCCAUCUACGGAACAAGCCUGUCUAAUACCUUGCCCGCGAGAUUGUGUCGUAUCCGAAUUUUCUGCCUGGUCUGAAUGUAGCAAACAUUGUGGAAAAAGUAUACAGCAUAGAACCCGUUUUAUUAUUGCUCCCCCACUCUAUGGUGGAAGCAAAUGUCCAAAUCUCACUGAGUCCAGGGUCUGUGAGGUUUCCAUGUCUUGUCCUCAUGCGGAAGAGGAAUAUUCCUACAGUCUUAAAGUUGGACCUUGGAGUAAAUGCCAGUUGCCUCAUCUGAAAGAGCUUAACAUGGUUGGGAGAACUAUUCUGGAUUUCAGUUCAGAUUCAUUAGAGCGAAGCACUUUUAAGCUUGAAAUGGUUGAAAAUUUGCAACAUUCUCACAAAUUUAGGUCCCAUUACAAUUCCAGGGCUUGGGAUAUAGAAAUUGGUUAUCAAACAAGGCAGGUGAGGUGCACAAGAAAUGAUGGGAAAAAUGCUAUAUUGAGCCUUUGUAUGCAAGAAGCUAUCCCUUUGACCUUUCGCUCCUGCAUUAUUCCUAAAGACUGUGAAACAUCAGGCUGGUCUUCCUGGAGCUCCUGUUCAAAGACUUGUUACUCAGGGGAUCUCUCACCAGGAUUCCGCAGAAGAAGAAGGAUUAUAAUACACGAGGCUCUUGGAGCUGGGAAGGAAUGCCCUGAAACUGAAGAAAGAGAAGCCUGCAAUACUGACGGUGGAGGAAAACACCUUCAGCCUUGCCCAAGAUAUUCAUGGAAAACCUCUGAAUGGAAGGAAUGUGAUGUUUCUCUCCUGUUGGAAAGGCAGGACCCUCGACUCGAUAAACAUGCAGCACUCUGUGGAGGUGGGAUACAGAUCCGUGAGGUCUACUGUGCCCAGACAACUUUGGAGGAAACGCACAAGUCAAAGGAAGUGACUAGACCUGUGGAAAAGAAACUUUGCCUUACUCCUGUUCCUCCUGCUUCUCAACUGUGUAGCAUUCCGUGUCCUCCUGAUUGUGUGGUUUCUUCCUGGUCAGCAUGGGGCCCUUGCAUUCAUGAAGACUGCCAAGAAAUUCAAGGAAGAAAAGGUUUCAGAAUGAGGCACAGACACAUUGUUGUGGAUUCCAUUGGUAAUUCUGAGAACUGUCCACAUUUGAUAGAGGCUAUUCCAUGUGACAAUCCAAUGUGUUAUGACUGGAGCAUUUCAGAAGGAAACUGUUUCCCUUAUAAUGGAAUAUGUGGACAAGGAAACCGUGUGCUGUAUGCCCAGUGCAAAAACAACAAUGAUGAGGAUGUAGCUGAUGAUUUUUGUGCUGAUUCUCCAUCGCCUUCCAAAACAACAACUUGUGAAGUACCCUGUGGGAUGGAUUGUGUUGUGACGGAGUGGUCGCAAUGGUCACCUUGUUCUCAGUCCUGUUCCAAUAAAAAUUCAGAGGGCAGGCAAAGCAGAACAAGAUCGGUGCUGGCAUUACCAGGACAAGGUGGAAAGCAUUGUCCUCCUCCUUCAUCACUCCAGGAGUAUCGACUGUGUAAUGAGCAUUCUUGCAAUCAGCUAUACUGGGAAACCUCUGCAUGGAGUCUCUGUUCAGAAAAUGCCCUGCUAACAACUGUGAAUACUACUAUCAAUUGGAACAACAAGGCAACCUGUGGAGUUGGAGUCCAGACUAGGAGGGUGUUUUGUUUGAAAAAUAACUCUGGCCAGGUCCCAGCUAAAAGGUGUCCAGAAUCCAUUAAGCCAGAAACCAUCCGCUCAUGCUUGCUCCCGUGUAAGAAAGAUUGUGUAGUGACCCCCUUCAGUGAAUGGACACGCUGCCCUACCAUCUGUCAACAUGGGAAUACCACUGCAAAAAAACAGUCCCGCUACAGGAUCAUCGUUCAAGAUGCACUUAAUGGAGGAACAGAAUGCCCGGACACUUUAUUUGAAGAGAGAGAGUGUGAAGGUGUUUCACUUUGUCCCACCUACAGUUGGAAGAUCCACAAAUGGGGUCAAUGCUUAUUGGUGCCUGAUUCAGUAAGACAAGGUGUAUUAGGAAUCAAUGAAGCAUGUGGGCCCGGUUUGCAAUCAAGAGUUGUGACAUGCACCUUGGAAGGUAAUCAUUCAGUAGAUGCCAGUGAGUGUUUGAAGUGGGCAGGACCGAUGCCUUCCCUUGUCCAGGAUUGCUCAGUGCCUUGCAAAGAUGACUGCAUAUUUACUCCUUGGUCUAAAUUUACAGCAUGCACUUCCGAUUGUGAAUCAACACGGACCAGAAGAAGAACUCUCACAGGAAGAAGCAAAAAGCGAGAGAAGUGCCAGAAUACCGAAGUCUAUCCUCAGCUUGAGACGGAACUCUGCCCUUGUGUAAUAUUUACCUCCCAGCCUUAUGGAAAUUGGUCGGAAUGCAUCAUUGGGGUAGGAAGAACAGAGCUGCAGUUGGAGAUGAGAUUUCAGAGACAUGGCAAAGAAUGUGGAGAAGGUGUGCGCUUCCGAGCACUUGCCUGCUAUGAUAAGACCGGCAGAGUUGUAGAUCCCUCUCGGUGCAACCACUCAG
Molecule: messenger RNA, 2995 nt
Organism: Pseudonaja textilis
Lineage: Eukaryota; Metazoa; Chordata; Lepidosauria; Squamata; Elapidae
Source: RefSeq, a predicted model, not a curated record